Molecule: messenger RNA, 1410 nt
Organism: Metarhizium robertsii ARSEF 23
Lineage: Eukaryota; Fungi; Ascomycota; Sordariomycetes; Hypocreales; Clavicipitaceae
Product: Peptidase S8, subtilisin, Ser-active site protein
Exons: 4
Coding region: 1-1410 (469 amino acids)
Biological process (GO): proteolysis
Molecular function (GO): serine-type endopeptidase activity
Source: RefSeq, a predicted model, not a curated record
AUGAAGCCGCGUCGGGCCCUGACUGGGCUUCUUUUCUCGACUUGCCUGGCGGCAAGACUUCCUACCAUACCGAGCCCUGAUAAUAACCAAGUUGCUUCUAUUGAAGUCGACGUCAAAGGCUCUAGAAAUACUUCAGCCGCACAACAGAAUGCCCCUGGCAACUUGGUCCGCCUCUCACACUACCAGACAGAAAAUGUCCAGACCUACGAAUAUGAUAGUUCAGCGGGCCAAGGCAUUACUGUUUACGUUCUUGACGGGGGCAUUCGACUGACGCACGAAGAGUUCGAAGGGCGUGCUACCUUUGGCGCAGGGUUCGCUUCUCAUCAAGGGGAAGGGGACAGCAAUGGCCACGGGACCCAUGUUGCCGCUAUUAUCGGAGGUGCCAAGUACGGAGUUGCCAAGCAGGUGCAGAUCGUUUCUGUUAAACUACAGCCCAGGGAGCCCCAGCUGGAAAAAGCUUUAGACUUUGUUCUCAAGGACGUUCAGCAUAGAAAUAUUACAGGUAAAGCUAUUAUUAGCAUGUCUAUGUCUUUUCCCGCAUCGGAUGAUAUCGAUAAAAUGUUCAGGCGCCUUGUAAAUUCGGGAAUCGUAUGCGUCGUUAGUGCUGGCAAUAACAAUUGGGAUGCGAGCAAAAAUUCUCCCAGCAGGGACCCUGGCGUUAUUACGGUGGCGGCAAUGAACCAUAGGUCCGAUUCUCGUUGGGAGGAGUCAAGCUACGGUCCUGCAGUCGACUUAUACGCUCCUGGCGCCGACAUCACAAGUGCAAGUCGAGAUUCAGAUUCCGCCUCGGUAACACUCAGCGGCACCAGUCAAGCUGUUCCACACGUCGCCGGCUUAGCCGCGUACAUAAUGUCACUCGAGAGCAUCACCAAACCCAGCCAAGUUGCCGCCCGACUCAAAGACAUCGCAAAGCAGUCCGGGGCUCAGGUUCAGUGGAACGCACCGCAUACAACGGGCCUUAUUGCGAGCAAUGGGCUGGACAAGGGCGGACCGAGCUCUCUCUUCCCCCCCAAGAGAAUUCCAUGGACUCCUGAACCGAAAUAUUCGGACGAGUGUGGACCGGAGUAUAGUGAGAGGAAGUGUGGCAGUCAAAAAUAUUGUAAUGCUUUAGAUGAAGCACCCCGAGCACCGAAAACAGGGUUCUUCAAGAACGCCGAAGAGUGUUUCGACGCCCACGAGCCGGCGCCUAAGCUCCCGUGGAUCAAGGCCCCGAGCCUGAAAACCGGACCUGACUCUUGUGGAUACAGUUUCACGGGCAAUCCAGCGUGGGCAAUUUACGAUGAUGCCAGCUGUGGUACCCAAGUAUACUGUGAAGCGUUUGACAAGAUAAAGCCGAGACCCGACUUUUUAUUCGGGUUCAAGAAUACCAAGGCCUGUUUGGAGGCUCACGAUCCUCCGCCUUCCGGGUAA